Molecule: messenger RNA, 489 nt
Organism: Ambispora gerdemannii
Lineage: Eukaryota; Fungi; Glomeromycota; Glomeromycetes; Archaeosporales; Ambisporaceae
Source: the annotation of a GenBank genome assembly
AUGUCACUAGACACCACCACACCCACACUUCUCGCAACACUCCUACAACAGGAACAAGACCUCCAGUUCUUGACUUUUGACUCAACACUAGCAUUAGACCUCGGCCUGCUCUUAAUAAAGAACGCGAUACAUCCUGUAGUAAUUUCAAUCACGUUAAACAAUCAGCUGUUAUUUCAUUAUGCUAUGCCAGGCACGGCACCAAUAGAUGCCGAAGCUGUGCGGCGAAAAGCAGAUGUUGUUGAGAAGUUUUGGCAUUCUUCGUAUUAUGUUGGGCAGUUACCAACACAAGCAGCACCAAUAGCAAUAUCGUCUUUGGAGGAGAGUCACUACACUGGUGGCGCGUUUCCGUUGAUAGUUAAGGGUAUUGGCGUGGUGGGGUCUAUUGUUGCGAGUCGAUUAACUGGAAAUAGCGAGGAUCAUGAAUUGGUGGUGUCUAGCUUAAAAGAAUUUUUGGGAAUGGAAAAGGAGGGAAAGAAUAAAGUCGAAUGA